AUGCUCUCCAGUAGAGGGGAAGGCGGGGACUGUGAGCUAGCACUCGACCCACCAAGAACUACCAGCAACAGUAGAGGGGAAGGCGGGGACUGUGAGCUAGCACUCGACCCACCAAGAACUACCAGCAACAGUAGAGGGGAAGGCGGGGACUGUGAGCUAGCACUCGACCCACCAAGAACUACCAGCAACAGUAGAGGGGAAGGCGGGGACUGUGAGCUAGCACUCGACCCACCAAGAACUACCAGCAACAGUAGAGGGGAAGGCGGGGACUGUGAGCUAGCACUCGACCCCCCAAGAACUACCAGCAACAGUAGAGGGGAAGGCGGGGACUGUGAGCUAGCACUCGACCCACCAAGAACUACCAGCAACAGUAGAGGGGAAGGCGGGGACUGUGAGCUAGCACUCGACCCACCAAGAACUACCAGCAACAGUAGAGGGGAAGGCGGGGACUGUGAGCUAGCACUCGACCCACCAAGAACUACCAGCAACAGUAGAGGGGAAGGCGGGGACUGUGAGCUAGCACUCGACCCACCAAGAACUACCAGCAACAGUAGAGGGGAAGGCGGGGACUGUGAGCUAGCACUCGACCCACCAAGAACUACCAGCAACAGUAGAGGGGAAGGCGGGGACUGUGAGCUAGCACUCGACCCACCAAGAACUACCAGCAACAGUAGAGGGGAAGGCGGGGACUGUGAGCUAGCACUCGACCCACCAAGAACUACCAGCAACAGUAGAGGGGAAGGCGGGGACUGUGAGCUAGCACUCGACCCACCAAGAACUACCAGCAACAGUAGAGGGGAAGGCGGGGACUGUGAGCUAGCACUCGACCCACCAAGAACUACCAGCAACAGUAGAGGGGAAGGCGGGGACUGUGAGCUAGCACUCGACCCACCAAGAACUACCAGCAACAAGAUGCCAAUAAUUUAA
Messenger RNA from Procambarus clarkii (red swamp crayfish), 927 nucleotides. NCBI's taxonomy places the organism in Eukaryota, Metazoa, Arthropoda, Malacostraca, Decapoda, Cambaridae. The record is from RefSeq and is a predicted model, not a curated record.